AGUCAGUUAUUUUUAUUUACAAACAUUAAUAAAAAAGAACUUUGUUUUAAACUUUAAAUUAACUGAGAAUUAUUAAAUUAGGCAGAACUAGAAAUAAAAUAUUAUAAUAAUAAUGAGCUAUCAGAAAAAAUCCUCAUCCUCGAGAAAAAGAGUUCACUACAAUUCUGAUUUCAGACAAAAUAACCACAACAAUCUGAGUAAGCCCUUAAUAAUCGGUUACAUGAGUGUCGAUGUUAAUCGCCAGUAUAUCCCUAAUUUGUCACAGCUUAAAUAUCUUAACUCUAUUUCGAACGGUCAAACUUAUCUAGAUUUAAACCAUAACAUAGAUGUUGCUGUGAAACGCACAACUGAUGAGAACGACGAGAAAAUUGAUCUGUUAUUGAAAUUUAUUUCGCAUUAUAGAGAAUAUAUAAAUACUACAUACAAAAUUCUUGACUUCAUUACAUAUCGAAGAACAUUAAUAAGCGUAAUUUGUAGUGCUUUCGGUGUUUCGGAAUCUUUAACUAUAAGAGCUUGUUUGUUUAGAGGCACAAUAUAUUUAUGUUCCGUUGAAAAUGCUGAUGAAUUGUUAAGAAGAAAAUCGCUUACUAAAGAUGAAGAAAAAUAUUGUGCCUGGGGAUAUAAAUUUGAACAAUAUAUUCUAUCAGAUCAACCUAACUUAACUCCUAAUAUUGAAAAACCAGUAAUUGAAAAUGAAGAAUUCUCUUUAUUCUAUUUUACUACACUAGGUAAUCUUAAACUAUUGUAUGGAGCACAAAUUGAUGCAUUAUUAGCUAAAGAAUCCACUACAGAAAAUCCUAAGUCAAAUGAUUUUGAAACUAAUUUAAAUUAUUUAAGAAGUAAUAAAUUUGCUGAAUUGAAAACAAACAAAGAAAUACAAAACAUUAGACAAGAAAGAAAUUUUAAACGAUACAAAUUACUUAGAUGCUGGUGUCAAUGCAUCUUAGCAGAUUUAAGUGGUUUAUUAGUAGGAUUUCGCAAUGACCAAGGUGAAGUCCAGAGAUUACAGUGGUUUGAUACUCAAGAUAUAGUGAUGUACUGUAAGAAUCAAUGGAAUCCUCAACAAGCUCUAAAUUUUCUACAUUACUUCUUAUCAUAUGUAAAAGAUAGCUUUGAACCGUAUCGAAAUCAAACAGAACCAGUCGCACUACAAUUUGUAAUGGAUACAGAUAAAAAAAUUACCGUCGAUGAAUGUAACAAUGACAUCUUACCUAACUGGUUUACAGCCAAAACUUAAUUAUUAACAAGGUAUAUAGUUAGUACAAUCCAGGAUGACGCGACACUUUUUUACAAUCGUUACAGUGCAAGUGCAAUGUAAGCUGCCAUAGAAUUCAUUCUAUAGAUCUAUUGCUACGCAGA
Messenger RNA from Vanessa tameamea, 1359 nucleotides. RefSeq names its product decapping nuclease DXO homolog. The record is from RefSeq and is a predicted model, not a curated record. The coding region runs from base 113 to 1237 and encodes 374 amino acids. Gene Ontology annotation, molecular function: mRNA 5'-diphosphatase activity. Gene Ontology annotation, cellular component: cytosol; nucleus. The transcript is spliced from 4 exons. NCBI's taxonomy places the organism in Eukaryota, Metazoa, Arthropoda, Insecta, Lepidoptera, Nymphalidae. Gene Ontology annotation, biological process: nuclear-transcribed mRNA catabolic process; NAD-cap decapping.